CUACUAGUCUACUUAGUGAAAGAAAAAAAAGAGAAAAGAAAAAAAGAGAGCAGAAGAGGAACUAAAAUCGACUCGAUUCUACCGAAGAUUUCUCACUGCUGCUUCAAGGGUAGGAAAGUCAUCAUGGAUCCUAAUGAUCGGCCUGUCAUGGUCACUGGGAGACACAAAGAUCAAUGUGUCAGAUGGGAUUGUAUACGUAUGCCUAUUAGAGCGUUAGAGUAUUGCUGUGAGGGCUGCCAAGAGAUGGCUGCUUCAGAUUCACAAACCAACCUCCCAUUCUUGCUCUCAGAUGUUUACUCUUCAACCACUCAAUUUGCGCUCAUUGCCGGCAAGAUUUUCAACUUGAUCAGGGCUGGAAAGGAGACCGGAGUUCCUCAACUCUCUCAAGAUGUGUUUCAGGUCCCUCCUUGCCAGUCAGGUUUGUUCAGUGUUGAGUUUUCUGCAUGGGAAUCCUUUCGCCAGUGGUUGUUCCUUGGAUUGUCUCACAUUCCUGCAAACUCGGAUUUCCACUGGGAGGAGGAUCGUAGCAAGAUGAUUGCUGAAGUCAGACAUCGUGUUUUUAAACCUUUCCCCAGGGAAGACAACAUUUGGGAACUCCACCAGUAUUCAAGCUUGAAUCUGAUGGGAAAAGCAGUCUACGUGAUGCGUUGCAACAAAUUUGGCCAACCAUUAUCUGCGGGAGAGGAUGACGGAACUGAUAGUGAUUGAUCAAGAGGUUGUACUCUGGAAGUGGAAGGUAAAGCUGGAGAGUGAUUCUUAGAGUAUCUGACACCAUGCGUUUACCAUAUGGAAUCCAAUGAUUGUUAGGCUAUGUUUCUAUGUGGUUACUCUGUUAUUGUAUUGGAACUAUGUCUGGAUUUCUUAGGCUUCGAAUGGUAAAAGCAGAUCAAGCGUUGCAGAUCAUGCAGAUCAUGCA
Messenger RNA from Capsella rubella, 916 nucleotides. RefSeq lists its product as uncharacterized. The record is from RefSeq and is a predicted model, not a curated record. NCBI's taxonomy places the organism in Eukaryota, Viridiplantae, Streptophyta, Magnoliopsida, Brassicales, Brassicaceae. The coding region runs from base 124 to 708 and encodes 194 amino acids. The transcript is spliced from 4 exons.